AUGUCAACAGAUAGAAGGUACUCGGAUACGGCCUCAAUUGCCAGUGUGGGAGACCGCCAGUUUGCCUCUGCAAACGACAUCUUUAUUCAUCUUUCCAUUCCCCAAAUUCGUAAAUUGAAUAAUGAAUAUAAAGACCAUGUCAACAAGGCUAAAUCUGAUCUUCACUCUUUGGUGGGAAGCAAGUACAGGGAUUUGAUUAGAAUCUCGGAAGAUAUUGACGUAAUGCAUGGAUUUACCAGAGAAGUAGACUCAAGACUUGCUGAUCUUUCUUAUAAGCCGGGAAAAUUUGUCAAUUUUAACAAUUCAAAUCCGUAUUCAAAAUUCAAUUCAAAUUUAAGAUCUAGACAAAUUGAAUUUGCUAGAACAAAUUCCAAGAAAACCAUCUUGAAUUACUUGAUUAAUAAGAAAUUGGUUGCAUUGGAUUUGAAAUUAUCCACAUCUGAUCAUUUGAAAAAUGCCUUUUGGUUGAUUCAUUAUGCAAAAUUGUACCAUGCUAUAGAAUUUUUGUUUCAGGAUAAGUUAUCAACUGAUGCUCAUUUGUCAAAUCGAUUUUCAAAAUUGAAAAAUAAAUUCGUUUCUUAUUUAGAGAAAGAGUUGUCUCAAUAUAAUGCCCCAGUAGAAGACUAUAUUUCAAGUGACUAUAAUUUGUAUUCCCCGUCCCACAGAUUAUCCGCUAGCGAUGAUCAUGAAUUUAAUGAAGACGAUUAUGAUGAUCUUCAAGAUUUAGAUCUUCCUAAUGCCUCCGAUUGUAUUAAUAAGAAUUCUCCUCAAUUUCUUAAUUAUUUGGUUGCAUACGUCAUUGUAAACCACAAUAAUUCAAACCUCAAUUCUCUUUCCAAAGUCGCUGAAAAAUUAAUCAAUUUACGUUUAUCUUACCUAGAAUCUUUAUUGGAAAAUGUGCUUUCAUCGGGUUUGAAAACAGUUCACAUCAGCUUCUUUAAAGUCUUGACUUUUAUUGAAAAUACCUGUGAUUAUAUUGCAAAGUUCCUCGGUGGACUGACAACUAAUGAUUUUGCAAAAUCAUUGAAACAAGUCACUGCUUCAUGGAAAAUUUCUGAUUUAUUGGGCUUCCAUGACUGGUUUGACAUAGAGGAAGUUGGAUUUAACCGGGACAUUUAUUUAAUUAGUUUACCUGACUCUUCAAUCAAAGCUACUAAUGAAUUAUUAAGAAAAUUCCCUUCUAUGAUACUGCAAAAUAUAGAGAAAAUAUUCUCAUUAGUUGGAGCAUCUUAUGAUCCAUUACUUAAAUUAUCCCAUCAGUUUGUCAUUUUCCAUAAUUUUAUUGUGAAUUUGGGUAAAGUCGUUGUCUCGAGUGCAUCAAAUGGCAAAUCUCACAAUCUUCUGAGACUUGUGACAGACUCUGGCCUUGCCCAAUCAAUUUUGAAUAAAAUUCUAUCCAAUACAGAAUGUAUCUUUGAUUCCCAUUUCAAGAGCUUAUCAGACAAAUCAUUCUCAGGAAAUAUUGCUUCCCUCAUAGAGUCUCAUUUGGCAGCCGAUAAAAAAGGCAAAGAUUCAGGUUUAUUUUCAAGUGACAUGGUAGACCUUAUAGAUACCAAUCUAAACCUUUAUAUUGACGGCAUUCGCGACUCAUCCUUUUCUUCGUCUUUUCUGAUUUCUGAUAUAUUACCUAUACAAGAAUCUUGUAACAAGAUUGAUGAUUGGUUUGGAAUUUUUGUUUCUUUGAGGCGUUCUCUCGAAACUCAAAAACCAACGUCUUUGAAUAGACAAGAUUUUACUGCUGCAUUAGCCUAUUUAAUUAAAUUCCUCCGGAAGGACUUUGAUGAAUUAAGUCAAGGAACUUUGAAAUGGGGCAGUUUCUCUUAUGCCGUUGUUGAAGAAAAAUUCACUUCAUUAAAGACCCAACUAUCAAAACAAUUCUGGGACAAUAUUAUUGCUUUUCUUGAUUUCCUCUCCAAUAUCAUAGAUAACAUCAGUGCUGAUCAAGAUUUGAAAAAUCUUUACUCUUUAUUACAUAUACUCGUUACAAUGAAGGAGAAAGUCCUUUUGUUUGAUGAUAUUGAAAGUGAAAUAUUGCAAUCAAUAGAUUCAUUGGUUAGAGAUGUUUAUACUAAAUUCUUUUCUGCAAUCCUGAAUCUAAAAUUAAAGAAUCUGACAUAUGUCGAGAGUUUACGAGAUGCCAUCAUUACUCCUGCUAGCCCAGAAUCUUCAACUUUCCGACCAUCUCUAAGACUUUCAUCUAUAUUAUACCAAUUUUCUGCUAAUAUAUUAUCUCUCGAUGGUCAAAACCACUCUCUUGGCUACUCACAUAGCAGGAUUUUUACCAACAAACACGUGAAAAAGACGUUUAUCGAGUUGAAAUCAAAAUGGAUAUAUGAAGAGCUCAUACUUCCGUCUCGUGAACAUAUUCCCAUUAACGCAAUGAAACCAGUCUCAAAUGAAAACUCAAAGGCCAAAGCAGACCAAAAUACGGAGACUGAAAGUACAAAUGUGUCUGAAACUGAACAAGAAUCAAUGCUGGGAGAGUCUGUUCAAAGUUCAAGUAUAAACUCAGAUGCUGUUUAUGCUAAUCUUAUGUACAUAUUAAGUUUUGCAAAUGCAGAACCAAUUGAUGAAUCAAACGAAUCGGGUCUAGAAAUUUUGAAGGAGAUUAAUAGUUCGCAUAAAAUCAUAAGUGAGAAUGAUUCUAAAGCCAUCUUAAAAGGUAUUAAAGAGUUCUACAAGUCUAACAAAGGUCUUUACUUGCCUUUUCUGGUUUGCUAA
This is a messenger RNA of Hyphopichia burtonii NRRL Y-1933, 2721 nucleotides long. RefSeq lists its product as uncharacterized. The record is from RefSeq and is a predicted model, not a curated record. The coding region runs from base 1 to 2721 and encodes 906 amino acids. The transcript has 2 exons. Lineage: Eukaryota; Fungi; Ascomycota; Pichiomycetes; Serinales; Debaryomycetaceae.